CUUAGUCAUUGUUUGGCAGUUUUAAAGCAGGUCUUUGAGUCUUUCGGGCCAUUUGAUCAUCAUGCUCCUGUACCUGUUUAUCUUCACAGUCACUGCGACGGGCCAGGCUCAGAGAGUUCCAGGAAAACAGCAGAAUGAUUCCUGUGUGUGUAAAAUAAGCAGCUCGAUCUGGACUUUUCCUGCUGCACAGUUUGUGGAAGUCACAAAACAGGUCCAGAGCUGUGAGGCCCACCUGAAUGAGUUUCAGGAAAAGGUCGGGAGCCAACAUGUUGAACUGCCAAAGAUGGCAGCCACUCUUAAGAACAUCACAGCCCAUCUGAAAAUAUUUGAUUAUCUUCACACAAGUGGAUUGUACAAUGCUCUUCAUCUGCAUCAGCUGAACCAUGAGCUCGAGGAAAUCCAUCAUGCUAUCAAUGAAACCCACUUGCACAACCCCAAUAAUGAGACACAUAACCUACUACAUGAGUUCAAUAAGGCUAAAAACGAUGUCCAGAAGAUGUACAGAGAUGACUUCUUCAACCUAGAGACAAUGAAGAAGAGGUUACGUGACCUCAACAACCGUGCACAGACCUGCAGGAGCAUAUCGAACAAUUUCAGGAGCACUUGUCAUCAGCGUAUCAUGAACAAAAUAAGUGCUCCGGUUGUCACCAAGCUCAAUUCCUUCAGCAAGUCAUAUAUUUCUGGUGCUUGGGGCAGUGACGCCCAACUUAAUAGCAAGGAACGCUAUUGGGAGCAAUGUCUGGCGAGUGGACACAAGCAUGGCAGCACAAUCAGAUUGUACAACUCGCAUGAAGAUUUCAUGGCCAACAGGAACUACAAGGACGAACCGAUUGCACCAUCCUACACUGACAAGAAUGCUGUUCAAGGCUCUGGCACCAUACUGUACGAUAACACUGUAUUUUACCAAUGCUACAGCACAGCUGAGAUCUGCAGCUUCAACAUUACAACAAAGACAACCAAGCGAAUGAAGUUGAAUGGUGCUGGUAUAGACAAUAAGUUCCCUUUCUGCUACUACAGCUGCCGUGAUUGGACUGAUAUCGACCUGGAGGCUGACCAAGAUGCUGUGUGGGUAAUAUAUGCCACAGAGGAGAACCACGGCAACAUUGUUGUGAGUCGUUUAGACCCAGUAGAGCUCAAUAUCACACAUACCUGGAAGACAAAUCUCUUUAAGAGGUCUGUCAGCAGCACGUUUAUGGUGUGUGGGGUCCUGUAUGCUACACGCUUUGUUAGUACUUACCAAGAAGAGGUGUUUUAUGCCUUUGAUACAACCACUGGUCAGGAGAUAAAUACACUUUCUUUGCCUUUUGAGAAGGUAGCAGCAGGAAUUGCCAAUCUGAACUACAACCCUGUUGAUAGGAGACUCUACUUGUAUAAUGACGCCUAUCUUUUGGCAUAUGACACUUACUUCUGAGGGCUUUUCAUGUGCAGCUAACCAAUACAAUUUCUCAUAAAUAAAUGUGUUUCAAAUUCAAAAAGUUCAAGGAGUCUCAAUAUCUGAUGUGUUUAAUUUCCUAAAGCUUAUUUGUUGAUGGUCCAGUGAUUUUCUUUGUCUACUGACAACUUAGAUUGAC
Messenger RNA from Xyrauchen texanus (razorback sucker), 1571 nucleotides. RefSeq names its product olfactomedin-like. NCBI's taxonomy places the organism in Eukaryota, Metazoa, Chordata, Actinopteri, Cypriniformes, Catostomidae. The transcript has 5 exons. Bases 62 to 1411 code for a protein of 449 amino acids. Gene Ontology annotation, biological process: signal transduction. The record is from RefSeq and is a predicted model, not a curated record.